AUGUGGGGCGGUCAGCAGAGCUUUGUUUACGGUCAAGCCGCAGCUGGCGGGCCUCAGCCACCUUACGCAGCGCCUUCGUAUGGAGGGCCUGCACAAGGGCAAGGUUACCAACAAUUCCCGCAGCAAUUGAGCAGCGGCGCUUUUCAACAAGCGUCUAAUUCGUACCAAUCACCAGUGCAGCACAUGCAAGCUCCCGCGCCCCACCAACAUCAAUACCAACAGCACCAGCCUUUUCAGCAACCUCAAGCACCGCAGCAGCAAUACUUUCAAGCAUCUCCUACUUUGCCACCACAAGCACCUUCAGAUCCUGACAGUUUUGCCGCAAUGUAUCACGGCCAGCUCUCCCAGCUUACUUUCAACUCAAAGCCUAUCAUCACCGGGCUCACGAUCUUGGCGCACGAGCACGCGGGUGACAUGGCCAACGUCAUCGCGCAGGUCCUCGAUGAACACAUUUCAGCGGUGAGCAUCGUCACGAGCUGACUGUCAACAACGGCCAGCGUUGAUGAUCAUUGACCUCGUGCAGUACAUGGGUGCUGACUCGGCCUCUUCUCUGCUUUCCCACCGUUCAUGAUUGCGAUGCUCUGUGUGUCACUGCUCUUAUCCAUCCCUCUGCAUUCGUUUUGGCCCUUCGGACUGCCACGCACUCGUAACGAAUGUCUUGGUGUGCGGGUCACAGGCGCGUCCUGAGCAUCGCUUGCCAGCUUUGUACUUGCUCGAUUCCAUUUCCAAAAACGUUGGUGCACCGUACACAACAAUGUGGUCUGAGCGUAUUUCCGCCUUGUUUCUCGAAACAUAUCGAAUCGUCGACCAGCCAACGAAGAUGCGGAUGGAAGAGCUGCUUGCUACGUGGAGGAACAGCGGCCCGGGUAAAUCACAAUUGUUUGGCCCAAACGCGCAAUGGGAGGUUGAGAGGACACUGUUCGGCAAUCAAGGACCUCCGCAGACGAACAAGGGAAAUGCAAUGGGCUCGAUCUCUGGCUAUCGGUCGCCGAUGGUAGUCCAGAAUGUCGGUACACCUCAACACUUUUCGGGCGGCAACAAUUCGCCCAUGCCGCAUGUGACCGGUGCAGCGCCUGUGCCAGAUGCAAUGGUAGCUGAGAAACAGCGCGGUCUGGAGUUGAUCGAUCGUUUGCUGGCCCUAGGUACCCAGCUGCAGUAUCGAAAUCCUGCCGCUCACGAUCAGAAUCGUAUGACUGCUCUGAGACAGUUGAAAAGCGUGCUUCAGAGUAGCAAUUUGACGCGGGAAGAACUGGGUCAGAUCACGGCUCAAUUGGAAGCUUUGAGCGCUCAAAGCUCCAAGUCUGCCAUCAAAGCCCUCGAGCAGGAUCAGGUCGGGCCCGGCGCAGAUGGGUCAGUCGAUUCCCAACUUCAAGGUUUCAAUGGUGCGCUCUCACCCCCUCACACGUCGGGCGCGUCUGCACAACAUCAAGGAGUUUCUCAGACGAGGUCGCCUGUCCCUGCGUCGGUGGCUCUGCCAGCAAGCUUCGCAGAGACGUUGGCAAAUCUCGGCAGGUUGGGUCCGCUCGGUGGCGCCACACCUCCUCACCAACCCUCCAAUGGUGCCGGACCUGCUGCUGUGCCUGCACCUGCAGCAGCUGCUGCGCAACCUAGCGAUCUGAUACGAAGUUUGAUGCAGGCCGGUCUGAUCAAGAGUGGACUUUCGGCUACGGCGACCCCGCCUCAUGUCAUCUCGACACCACCCCACGCGGGUGGAAACGAGGCUUCACUGACAGCGUCAGCUACCGCAGCAGCCAAAGCGCGACCUCAGGACUGGGACUACGAAUCUGCUGUGCUUUCUCUCUCCAUCAACUUGAGUGGACCUGCUCUACAAAAGGAACCGAACAGCUUGUCGGUCGAGAUCAUGACGAGCAACAAAUUUUUGCCUUUGCAAUGUAGACAGUGCUCGAAUAGAUAUCCUGCAGGUGACGCGGGUCAGAAGAGCAUGGACGAGCACCUGGAUUGGCAUUUCAGACACAACCGUCGAGCCAAAGAGAUGGCCGCUCGAGGUCAAGGUCAAAGCAGAUCCUGGCUGAGUCGAAUUGGAUACUGGAUCAGAGGCGGAUUCGACGAUUCUCCCCCUACGAAGACGGAGGCGGGCGAGGAGAGCGCCAGAAGCGGAGGAUUGACGCCCGCUCAGCAGGCCGAAUUGAGAGCUGCGGCCAAGAGCUUUGUUGUGGCGCCAAGCGAUGAUCCUAGCGCUGCUACCAGGCCCUGUCCUAUCUGCAAAGAGCUGUUUAAGAGCGAGUGGAAUGAAGACGAAGAGGAAUGGAUCUGGAAGGAUGCUACGAAGGUCGAUGGCGUUGUGAGUAUCGUCAAGGGGUCUCGAAAGUGUUUCGGCAGCGCAGAUGGUCCUGACUUCACUAUCUUCAAUGCUCUCUUGCAGUACUACCACGCGACUUGUCGGUACUCCGCCAAAGCCCUAUCUAGCACAGUAGGUGCCCGAGGUGCUUCGCCUCAAGCGGGCAGUAACAUCAAGAGCCCUACAGAUUCUAGGGAUGCCACUCCAGAGAUGCGAGACGAGCAAGCUUCUGGCGCAUCUGCUGAUCCCGUCAUUCGAGUCAAACCGGAGGACUUGGGCGCCUCGCCAACCAGCAAGAAGAGAAAGGACAAUCCAAAUGCGGAGUGCGAAAGCGAGAACGGAUUGGUAGAGGAGAUCAACAACCACAAACGUCUUGCAGCAGGGGCUUGA
Messenger RNA from Ceraceosorus bombacis, 2689 nucleotides. NCBI's taxonomy places the organism in Eukaryota, Fungi, Basidiomycota, Exobasidiomycetes, Ceraceosorales, Ceraceosoraceae. The record is from the annotation of a GenBank genome assembly.